This is a messenger RNA of Xylaria bambusicola, 1004 nucleotides long. RefSeq lists its product as uncharacterized. Bases 292 to 990 code for a protein of 232 amino acids. The transcript has a single exon. Lineage: Eukaryota; Fungi; Ascomycota; Sordariomycetes; Xylariales; Xylariaceae. The record is from RefSeq and is a predicted model, not a curated record.
CAAAAACACUGCCAAGACGUCGAGGAAGCGAAUGAUGCAAUCGUCAGAUGUCGAUCAGCCACGCUAGUCAAAAGCACUACUGUGUGUAAGCACCGACUAGAAUACUCUAGGAUUCUUGGCUUCCGGUAACUGUGCCAUUUCCGAAUUACAUUUAAGAAAUCAUGAGGUAUUGGCACAUAGGGAAGCUCUCUAUGCUUUCAUAUCAAUUGCCUGAGAAAUUUGACACGACGCCCGAUCGCAAAAGAAUAUCAUUGAGAUAAGGAAAUACCGUUCUCCCAGCUACCAAACCAGAUGCAUUAUACUACCACCUCGACCACCUUAAUAGGCCUUGCUCUCUGGAGUAGCGCCGCAUCGGCGGUCUGCACAGGCUGGGACCAUGAUCGUAUCGUUAUCGACGACGCUUACGGCUUCUCGAAUCAUCAAACACAGGCUCUCGACAACAUGAUUUGCCCAGCCGACUCGCAGUCGUCUUGCCAUUUCAGCCCCAGGACCUACGAUAUUACCGCGGAACGCACGCUGGAAUCGGGCAUUCAUACGCUGGACCUGCCCGAAGAUGAAACCGACGCCAUCUUCAAGCUCGCGCAGGACGCGUUCAACGAAGACGUAAAAGAGCCGUGGGAAUUCAAGACAAUCAAGACGAACGUGUCAAGCGAGGUGGAGGCCGGCACGAUCAUCUUGGAGGUCAAGCCUGGCAUUAACAAAACUCUGCUGUGGACUUCUUUCUACGGGUACUCCAUUGGUGUGCUAAGCGGGUGUACCAAUGAGACGUUGAACAAUAUGACGGUCAUGGCGGGGACGCCUCAUUUUCAGAAAGAGCCGCGGCUGAAUAAUCGAACGGUUCUCGCCGGCACUUGGGGCGCUUCGUGGCCUAAUGAUGACGAUAACGCGGAGGAUGAUGAUGAUGAUGAUGACUCGGGGGCGUCGCCAUUGAAGAGUGGUACAACGGCUGUAUGGGUGAUUGCUACAAUGGCUCUUGCGUACUUCUUCUAGAUCGCAGAUUCCAC